This is a messenger RNA of Gasterosteus aculeatus aculeatus (three-spined stickleback), 1150 nucleotides long. RefSeq names its product cell death inducing DFFA like effector c (gene cidec). NCBI's taxonomy places the organism in Eukaryota, Metazoa, Chordata, Actinopteri, Perciformes, Gasterosteidae. The record is from RefSeq and is a predicted model, not a curated record. Gene Ontology annotation, biological process: apoptotic process; regulation of apoptotic process.
AUCAGAGCGGUUUUGAGUUGGGAGUUGGGAGCAGCACUUCAAGAUCACUGUAAGGAUUAUUUAUUGAAACAAGAGGGAUGAUGUGUUUCCUUACUGAUAGAAGUCCUAAUUGCUAAACUGCUGCCGGCACCUCAUCGCAGGUCAAGGAGCUCUCCGAUGGAUUACGCCAUGAAGUCCCUCAGCCUUCUCACUCCGUCGUCCCUCUCCAAGUGCGUGUCAGCCAGCGUCUCGGCCAGCGCCUCCAUGACCCAGCAGCUGCUGUCUGGUCGAGCUCUUCGACUGAAGCCUUUCAGGGUCACGAAUGCGGACCGCAGCGUGAAGAAGGGCAUCAUGGCGGACGCGCUGAAGGACCUGAUGAACAAGGCGAGGAGGGUCAGCGACUCGUUCAGUGUGCCGUGUGUCGACGCGCUGGUGCUGGACGAAGACGGGACCGGUGUGGACACGGAUGACUUCUUCCAGACGCUGCCGGACAACACUGUCCUCAUGGUCCUGGAGAAUGGCCACAGGUGGACCCCGCAUCCGGAUCGCCUCUCCAGAGAUCACCUCAGCGAGUGCAGACCAAAGCACCGGAUAGACGUGGCCAAGCUGACUUUGGACCUCUACAAAACCAACCCCAAGGACUUCAUCGGCUGCCUGAACAUGAAAGCAACCUUGUAUGGUGCUUAUUCUGUGUCCUAUGACCUGCGGUGCUAUGCCGCCAAAAAUAUGCUCAAGGAGGCUCUGCGCUGGACCAUCUUCUCCAUGCAGGCCACAGGCCACAUCCUGCUGGGAUCGUCCUGCUACAUCGAGCAGCUGCUGGAGGACGAGGAGCAAGUGGAGAAGAGCCUGGCGCUGCCACAGGAAGGCCGGAUCAGGCAGCUGCAGAGCAUGCUGCUGGGAAAAAUAACCUACUGAAUGUGGAUUAGAGCUGACAAGGGAGGAACUUCUUGUCCACUCUUAGUUUUAGGGCACAUUAUAGAGGGUCACCGGUGACACUGCUGAUCUCUACUCUAUGUUUGGGUUUCCUGUGCACUUAGCGGACAUUUCAGACGUUUCCACAGCCCGCCUGUCGCUUUCUUGUUCUGUUACAUUGUUACAUUCAACACAAGUUAUUCUCAUUAAUGUUUUUUUUCCUGUGCAGAUGAAUCAAUAAAACUAACACUUAUUUUUA